CCUUGGUACAGAUAUGACUGCCUUGGACAAGGUGCACAUUGUCUUGCCCCGGCGCUGCUGCUCCCAUUGGCCCAUUCUGACCAUUACAGGGACUGGACAUCUUUAAAAGGAGGCAAAAGAGAUCUGAGUCAGGCACAAAAUUUCUUAGGCUCCCACCAAGAGCUUCUGUGACUAUUGCCUCCCUCAGGACCACUGCCUCAGAAGGCCGAAACAAUGUGUAACCGAUUUGUGGGAACCUGGAAACUUGUCUCCAGUGAAAAUUUCGAUGACUACAUGAAGGAACUGGGAGUGGGCUUAGCGACCAGGAAACUGGGUGGCCUGUCAAAGCCCAAUGUGAUCAUCAGUAUGAAAGGGGACAUAGUAACCCUCAGAACAGAAAGCACCUUCAAAAAUACAGAGAUUUCCUUCAAAUUGGGUCAGCAGUUUGAUGAAACAACAGCAGAUGAUCGUAAAGUCAAGAGUGUUGUAACCCUGGAGAAAGGGUCAUUGGUUCAAGUUCAGAAGUGGAAUGGCAAAGAAACCACAAUAAAAAGAAGACUUGUCGAUGGGAAAAUGGUGGUGGAGUGUGCCAUGAAAGGGGUUGUCUGCACCAGAGUCUAUGAAAGAGUGUGAAGAAACAGCUUCUCUGCACCGGACUGGGACUGGCUCUAAAAAUUCACCCAAGUUCAGUGACCAAAGCUUCAUGCACUGUGCUUCUUUAUUUUAUUUCUUUUUAUAGGGAAAAUGACUGCAUUAUGAUUUGAUAUUCCAGAGCCAUAGUGUGACUAAUUCCGAAUAUUGUGGUGCCUCAAUAAAAGCUUCUCAAUAAAUUGAGUGUCUGCACAUCA
This is a messenger RNA of Coturnix japonica (Japanese quail), 827 nucleotides long. Its product is annotated as myelin P2 protein. Lineage: Eukaryota; Metazoa; Chordata; Aves; Galliformes; Phasianidae. Gene Ontology annotation, molecular function: lipid binding. Gene Ontology annotation, biological process: membrane organization. The record is from RefSeq and is a predicted model, not a curated record. Gene Ontology annotation, cellular component: myelin sheath.